AUGCCUGUUAUUGUACACCCUGCCAUUAUGAAACUGCGAAAUCUUGCCGGGGGCCCUUCGGAAGGGGCUACCCGUCGGGAAAGAGCUGUUCAUCAAGGUGGGGAUGUCUCAGAUAGCAGCUCAGAGGGCAGCGAGCACGAAGACGAUGAACAAGAUGGCACCGAGGAUGUUUAUGUGAAGAUAGGUUGCAUCAGGGCUGCGUUGGCAGAAGCUCCUGGAAUCACUCGCACACUGUUGCAUACGGCGUUCGCCACUAGGCGUGGGUUCGAAACGAGUUAUACGUGGAUCCAGAUUUUGACCAGCAUGAACACAGAGGCGGAUGAAGUACGCACGGGCUACCACGAAAGUACCCAGGAAGCAGCGACCGAGGCCGUAGGACAGGAUUGUGGUGAAAUGGACCUACGCGUGGGUUUGCGGGAUGCAGCGCUUCGGCGUGCUAAAAAGCGCGGUAGGGAACACACUACGUUAAUGCUUCAAGUUGAAUGUCUGCGUUUGAAGAUGCCCACGUCGGACACGAGCGUCGGCGCUCGUCAGAUCUGA
Coniophora puteana RWD-64-598 SS2 is the source of this 540-nucleotide messenger RNA. RefSeq lists its product as uncharacterized. The coding region runs from base 1 to 540 and encodes 179 amino acids. The transcript has 4 exons. The record is from RefSeq and is a predicted model, not a curated record. NCBI's taxonomy places the organism in Eukaryota, Fungi, Basidiomycota, Agaricomycetes, Boletales, Coniophoraceae.